CGACGGAGGGGUUGGACCAGAUCCGGACUCCUUGACGCGCGUCGGUUUGUGGACUUUUUAAAUAACGCACUUUAAUAAUUAUUUCCGCGUGACUUCUGUGGUCCCGAAUAGCUACUUUGUGUCCCUAAAGCCGUUCAGAGAGAGGGUGUUAUUUACCAGCCUGCUGAGAGUACGCAGGACGUUAAAAAAAAUCUCUGCACUGGCUGGUUUUUCCAAGGCAUCCGGAAGCGCUCAUGUUUCCCUUCUCUCUGCGCAAAUUGGCACUUUGCUGGACGUCGCCGGGCGCCGCUGUUCUGGGGAGCUCGGAGCUGGGUCCUCCUUGACCCGCCUCUGUGGAGGCUUCCCCACCCCCUCCCCCAUCCAGGAGUAACGGUAACAGACCACACGCUCUGUGCUUUGUAAGUUUCAGAGUAGCCAGAAAGAGCCCUGGAGUCGGCAAGGCUCAAAGCUGGCUUCAGACACUUCCUCGCUGGGUGGCCCCGGGCCAGAUGCGAUACUUUGUAAUGAAUGACCACCGCAGGAUCUGCUGGAGCAGGGCACGGCGAAACGUUGUUUGCCAAGAAAACCUCAUGGCGGUGUGGGAGAGUCGGACGUGCCCGAGCCACAGAGCUCCAUAAGGGAGCCAGGACAGGCCUUUUCGCCUCUAUUUUACAGACGAGGAAAGGAAGAGACUAAAUAUACUAGCACGGUGCUGCUUUCUUCGGUCUUGGUAGUCCUAGGAGUAGCAUUGGACUCUUGUGAAGAGAGAGGUUUUCGGUUGAGAAGUCCAGAAAGAACUGACCACAUAAAGACUAACAUGGCAUCCCAGGAAGACAGCUUCCCUCGAGGGGGUUCGAAAAAGAAAGCUCAUCCAGAAAAAACUCCCCAGCAGCCAAUUGAACAUGAUAAUUUAUUUGAUGUUCCUACUGAGGAAGGAUCCCGAAAAAGGAAAAGGAACCAAGAACAAGGGGCUAAAAAUAAAAAGUCAAAGGCAGAAAAAAAGGAGUCCAGCAGACCUGAAGCAGAGGCAUGUGGAAUCCUCAGCAUUGAGGCUCUAACUGAGGGAAUGCGGCUCCUGGGAUGUGUGAAAGAGAUAAAUAAUCUGGAGCUUGUGAUCAGUCUGCCUAAUGGCCUCUGGGGAUAUGUGCAAGCAACCAAUAUCUCUGAUGCCUAUACCAAGAAACUGAGUGAACAGUUGGAUCAGGAGGAGCCCCUGGAGGACCUGGCUCCCUUGUCUGAGUUAUUCCCGCCAGGAUUGCUGGUGCGCUGUGUUGUCAGCAGCAUCACAUCUGCGUCAAAGAAGAAAAGUGUGAAGCUGUCCCUGAACCCCAAGGAUGUCAACAGGGUGCUUAGCCCUGCGUCCCUGAAACCAGGCAUGCUGCUCACAGGCACAGUACACAGUGUGGAAGACCAUGGUUACCUGGUGGACAUUGGCGUGAUGGGGACCAAAGCCUUCCUGCCUUGGCAGAAAGAGCAGGAGUAUGUCAAACAGAAGAACAAAGGUACUAAGCUGCGUGUGGGCCAGUAUCUGAACUGCCUCAUUGAAGAAGUAAAAGGCAAUGGGGGGAGUGUCCUUCUGUCCACUAUACAGUCUGUGGUUUCUGCGGCCAUUGCUACAGAGGAACAAAACUGGACGUUGGAUAACCUAUUACCAGGACUGGUGGUUAAAGCUCAAGUGCAGAAGGUGACUCCUCAUGGUCUCACCCUGAGUUUCUUCUCUUCCUUCACUGGACUGGUUGAUUUUAUGCACUUGGAUUCUAAAAAGGCAGGACAUUACUUCCAAACCCAAAUGGUGAGGGCCUGUAUCCUCUCAGUUCAUCCACGUACCAAGUGUGUCCGACUAACAUUGCGCUCUUCCUUCCUGCAAGCUGGCCGCCCAAUCACUCGCCUCUGCCACAAUCUCAUUGGAGCCGUGUUGAAUGAUGUGCCUGUCCAGGGCUUCUUUGCAAAGGCUGGUGCCACCUUCAGACUGAAGGAUGGAUCUCUGGCCUAUGCUAGGAUCAUGCACCUCUCCCAGACUGAGAAGUCCUUUAAGCCAGAGAAGUUCAAGCCUGGCAAUAUGCACAAGUGUCGGGUUAUUGACUACAGCCCAAUGGAUGACCUGGCGUUGUUGUCUCUGAAAACGAGCAUCAUCGAAGCUCCAUUCCUGAGAUAUCAUGACCUCCACCCAGGGCAGGUAGUCAAGGCCAAGGUGUUUGCGCUGAGAUCCUAUGGGAUGAUUGUGAAGGUGACGGAGCAAAUCAAAGGCCUUGUGCCGACCUUGCACUUGGCUGAUGUCCAGAUCCGGAAUCCUCAGAAGAAGUAUCGUCUCCAAGAUGAGGUCAAGUGCCGGGUUCUGACAUGUGACCCUGAGAACAAGAAACUACUAAUGACUCUGAAAAAGACCCUGGUAGAAUCCAACCUCCCAGCUCUCACGAGCUACAAGCAAGCCAAGCCCGAGCUGCAGACGCACGGCUUCAUCAGCAGCAUCAAGGACUCGGGCUGUGUCGUCAAGUUCUAUAACGAUGUGAGGGGACUGGUACCGCAGAGGGAGCUUGGGGCCCAGCCGAUCUCCACCCCAGGGGAGGUGUUCUACGUGGGACAGGUAGUGAAGGUCACAGUGCUGAACAGUGAACCGGAGCAGGAGAGGAUGCUCUUGUCCUUCAGGCUGUUAAGUGACAAAGAGACAGAAGGCCCAGCCCAGAGUCAGAAGAAAGCUACGAUCAAGGUUGGACAGUUAGUAGAUGUGAAGGUGAAGAAGAAGACUGAGAAGGGAUUGGAGGUAUCCAUCCUACCCAACAAUAUCCGUGCCUUGCUUCCCACAACACAUCUAUCAGACAGUGUCAACAACAGUCAGCUGCUCUACUCCUGGCUCCGGGCAGGUGACGUCCUCCACAGGGUCUUGUGUUUGAGCCAUAGUGAUGGUCACAUUAUCUUGUGCAGGAAACCAGCCCUGAUCUCUGCUGUGGAGAGUGGCCAGGAUCCCAAGGUCUUUUCUGAAUUCCAGCCUGGGAUGCUGCUGACUGGUUUUGUGAAAACUAUCAAGGCCUACGGCGUCUUCGUCCAGUUUCCAUCGGGCCUUAGUGGACUGGCUCCCAAGUCUGCCCUGAGCGACAAGUUUGUGACCACAGUCAGCGACCACUUUGUGGAAGGGCAGACAGUGGUUGCAAAGGUGACCAACGUGUAUGAGGAGAAAGAGCGGAUGCUGCUCUCGCUGCGCCUGUCCGAUGUUUGCCAGGAAGACACAGCUGUCAGCUCCCUGGCCCUCCUGAGCCAGUGGUUGGAGGAGCUGCAAGGGGUCCGAAGCCUCAUGAGCAGCCGAGACUCUAUGCUGACUCAAACACUGGCUGAAAUUACCCCGGGGCUGCUCAUGGAUCUUGUGGUGCAAGACAUGUCAAGUGAUGGCUCUCUGAUGUUCAGCAGUGGCUCGGUGCCUGGCCUGGUGUUGAAGGCCAGCAGAUAUCACCAGGGAGGGAAAGUGAUGGAUCCUGGGCAAAGAACAAAAGCUGUUGUCCUUCAUGUUGAUACGCUGAAGUCUGAGGUUCAUGUUUCCCUUCGCCAGGAACUAGUGAACAGAAAAUCCAAGCAGCUGAAGAAAAACACUGAGCACCGAGCAGUUAUAGAACACUUGGAAAAGACAUUUGCCAUAGGCUCCUUGAUGGAGACUGGACAGCUUGUAGCUUUUCCAGUGACCUCUCACCUCAAUGACACCUUCCGUUUUGACUCAGAGAAGCUGCAGGUUGGUCAGAGGGUCUCCUUGAUCAUCAAGAGCGCAAAACCCAGUGACAUAGGCCUCUUCUUAGCUGUGGAGAGUUCGGUCAAAAAGAGGACGCCGGCUCUGCCCUUGGCAGAUCCAGAGCCUGCAGGGGAAGAGCCAGGAGUGAUGAGCUCGCUUCUAGAGAAACCCACCCUGCCCAUUGGGGAAAUGGUCACUGGAACUGUGAAGUCUGUCAAGGCUACCCAUGUGGUGGUGACCCUCGAGAACGGUCUGGUUGGCUGUAUCCACGCCUCCCAGAUAUUGGAUGAUGUGCCUCUUGGCACCCAGCCCACUGCCAAGCUUAAAGUUGGGAAGCCAGUCACUGCUCGAGUGAUUGGCCAGAGAACUUUAUUAACUCACAAGACUCUCCCAAUCAGCCAUCCAUCAAGUGCACAGACUGUCUCUGAGCUGAGUAUUCGAUCAAGUGAGCUGGAGAAGGACAUCAGCAUUGACCCCAGCACUCAUUGCUCUAGCCCCACAGAGAAGCUCAAACAAUACCUUCCUGGCCAGACGGUGAUCUGUUUUAUGAGAAAGUUCAAUGUGAUCAAAAAAUGGCUUGAGGUGGAGAUAACUCCUGAUAUCCGGGGAAGAAUCCCUCAGCUAUUGACUUCUCUCAGUUUCAAGGUUCUGAAGCAUCCAGAGAAGAAAUUCAAGAUUGGCCAAGCCCUGAGUGCUACUGUAGUUGGCCCGGAGUCCUCCAAGGGAUUCCUUACUUUGUCUCUCAUAGGUCCUCACAGGUUGGAAGAAGGAGAAGUAGCCAUGGGCCGUGUAGUGAAAGUGAUCCCCAAGGAGGGGCUGCAAGUCCUCUUCCCCUUUGGGACAAUUGGGAAAGUUAGCAUCUUUCACCUGAGUGACUCUUACCUUGAAGCGCCCCUGGAAGGCUUCCACCCCGAGAAAAUCGUCCGGUGUUGUGUGCUCUCCACCAAAGACCCCGUGCUGACUCUGUCACUGAGACAGUCCAGGACAAACCCCAGGAUGAAAAACAAAAUAGAAGACCCUGAAGUGAAUUCAAUCAAGAACAUUAAAGAAGGGCAGCAUUUACGGGGCUACGUGGAGGCUGUCAAGAAGCUAGGGGUACACUUUCGCAUUGGCCCCACACUUGUGGGUCGGGUCAAGUACCGGCAUGUUACCAAGUACUUCUUGUCUGACAAAACUUUGUACCGAACUUACCUCCCAGAAGGAAAGCUGCUUUCCGCCAAGGUCUUGAGGCUGAACCGGAAGCAGAAACUGGUGUACCUGUCCUUCCUCCCCAAAGACACGGGCAAGCCCGAUGUAUUUCCUGACUCUUUGGGCCUGCCACUGAGGGACCAGGGCAAGAACCGGGUCAAGGAGGUGCCCAGCAGCCAGCCCAAGAAGAAGCGGAAACUGGAAGGCAAGGAGGAGGAAGACAAGGGAGACUCUAGCACAAAACAGGAGGAGGAGAAGCAGCAGGAGUCGGAGGCCAAGGCCAGACGGGCAGAGAAGGCAGCAAACACAGGGAAGCGGAAGAUGCCUGAGAUGGAAAGAGAACAGGAGAAAGUGACCAAGAAGAAAAGGCCAAACCUUCUGCCUGAAGAAGAUGAUAGUGGAGUGGAAGUUAACUAUAAUGAGGAGAAGAGGCUGAAACAGCCCAAGCAGAAGCAGACCAAGCCCACAGAAAUUCCCAGGCUGCAGCUGUCUUCGGGCUUCGUGUGGGAUGUGAGUCUGGACAUGCUUGCCCCCGCCGCGCCGCCUCGGGAGGAGAGUUCGGACAGUGAAGAGGAGUCAUCAAGCCAAGCCACGCUGAAGAAGAAAAGCAAGAAGGACAAGGAGCUGGAGAAGCAGCAGGCAGAGAAGGAGCUGACACGCAUCGAGACAGCCUUGAUGGACCCCAAUUGGCAGCCCGAGACCGCUGAUGACUUUGACCGUCUGGUCCUGAGCUCCCCCAACAGCUCCAUCCUGUGGCUGCGGUACAUGGCCUUCCACCUGCAUGCCACAGAGAUCGAGAAAGCCCGGGCGGUGGCUGAGAGGGCCCUCAAGUCCAUCUCCUUCAGAGAAGAGCAGGAGAAGCUAAAUGUGUGGGUGGCCCUGAUGAACCUAGAGAAUAUGUACGGCUCCAAAGAGACGCUGAGCAAGGUCUUUGAGCGGGCUGUGCAGUACUGUGAGCCCUUGAAGGUCUUCUUCCAGCUGGCUGACAUCUACAGCAAGUCAGAGAAGUACCAGGCUGCUGAAGAAGUCUACAAUCAGAUGCUGAAACGUUUCCGACAAGAGAAGACUGUGUGGGUCAAGUAUGGCUCCUUCCUCCUUCAGAGGGGAAAGGCUGAGGCCUGUCACGACCUGCUGCCGCGGGCCUUCAGUUGUCUGCCACAGAAAGAACAUGUGGAUGUCAUCUCUAAGUUUGCCCAGCUUGAGUUCUAUCAGGGAGAUGGCGAACGAGGCAAGGCCAUGUUUGAGAGCACCUUGAAUAGCUACCCCAAGCGCACAGACGUCUGGUCCAUCUACAUCGACAUGCUCAUCAAGUUUGGGAGCCAGAAGGAAGUAAGGGACGCCUUUGAGCGAGUGGUACACUUGAGUCUGUCCCCCAAGCGGAUGAAAUUCUUCUUCAAACGCUACCUGGACUAUGAGAAGCAGCAUGGCACAGCUGAGACGGUGCAGGCUGUCAAGGAGAAGGCCUUGAACUACGUAGAGUCCAGGAACACUCUUGCUGACAGCUAAUGCCUGGACUGGGCCACACAAAGCAUCUUCCAGGCCAUUGUUCCUGGGGAGUGGACACAAGAUGUAUUUAAAACCCAUAGUGGGAGAGAGGGAGUGUGAGAGGAUUUACUUCAGUGUCGUUUGUGUAAAGACCAGCAGUAACCUGCCCUUGUCAGAACUUGUAUUUAUGUGUGUCCGUGAGUGUAUUGUUUCUCUGGACCUUUAUUUUUUGUUAUAAGGCAUGGUUGGGGGGAGGGUGGGUAUGGUAUAUAUUGUAAAAUAAAGACGAUAUAAAAGCAAAAGAUCAAAAAAAAUUUUUUUAAGAGAUGUUCAUUUUAUUUAAAAAA
Sarcophilus harrisii (Tasmanian devil) is the source of this 6714-nucleotide messenger RNA. It is a transcript of the gene PDCD11, whose product is annotated as programmed cell death 11. Gene Ontology annotation, biological process: rRNA processing. Gene Ontology annotation, cellular component: nucleus; nucleolus; small-subunit processome. The record is from RefSeq and is a predicted model, not a curated record. Gene Ontology annotation, molecular function: RNA binding; protein binding. Lineage: Eukaryota; Metazoa; Chordata; Mammalia; Dasyuromorphia; Dasyuridae. The transcript is spliced from 36 exons. Bases 797 to 6388 code for a protein of 1863 amino acids.